AAAGAAAAAAAAAGAAAAGAAGAUGGGCGCAUCAGUCGAAAAUGUAUGAAGUAGUACGAUUAAUCCUCAGAUCCGAACAUUUAGGAUGAGUACAUUUCUAAUGCAGGGAUUGAUUUACACUCGAACUAAUUUCACCUGCUUUUGGUUUUAGAUUCACUAGAAUCGUGCACGAUUUUUAGGGGAGGAGAGGAUCAGUUGCGAGCACACACAACACAUACAUCUGUCAACAAAGUCAGGGGCCGCCCGCGCCCCUUGUAAAGUGGUCCACUGUGGGCGCGGUUUUUCUCCGGCGAUCCGCGGCGGCCGCGGUCGCAGGCAGGCAGGCAGGCUAACGUACAUGGCGGCGGAGGGCGCCGCCGGCGGCCGGGGAGGACGAGCCGCGCGGUACCCGCCUCUUUCGGCGCUCGUCAUCUCCGCCAUCGCCGCCUCCUCCGCCGUCAUCGUCCUCGCCGUCGUCCACUCGGCGUACGACGACGCGUUGUCGCGGACGCGGACGCUGCUGGGCCACAACCUGGAGCCGACGCCAUGGCACCCGUUCCCGCACUCCAAGGGCCGGCCGCCGGCGCGCGCCGCGCUGCGGUGCGCGCCGUCCAUCGCCUGCCUCCCACCGCUCUCGCAUCCACCUGGGACGGCCAACGCGUCGUCGUCGGCGGCGGCGGCGGCGGGUGAACAGCGGCGUCAGUGCCCGGCCUACUUCGCGGCGAUCCACCGGGACCUGGCGCCGUGGCGCGGGCCGGGGCGAGGCGUGACGCGCGCUCUCCUCGACGCGGCGCGGCGGCGCGCGUCCAUGCGCGUCACCAUCACCGGCGGAGGCCGCCGGCUGCACGUCGACCUCUACUACGCCUGCGUGCAGAGCCGCGCGCUCUUCACCGUCUGGAGCCUGCUCCAGCUCAUGCGCCGGUACCCCGGCCGCGUCCCCGACGUCGACCUCAUGUUCGACUGCAUGGACCGCCCCGCCAUCAACCGCACCGACCACGGCGACGGCGACCCUUCCUCCCCCCCGCCGCCCCCUCUCUUCCGCUACUGCACCACCAGGGACCACUUCGACAUCCCCUUCCCCGAUUGGUCCUUCUGGGGCUGGCCGGAGACGAACAUCAAGCCAUGGAACAGGGAGUUCAAGAGCAUCAAGAUGGGAGCUCGGGCGACGAGAUGGGCAGACAGGGUGCCGACGGCGUACUGGAAGGGGAACCCGGACGUGGCGUCGCCGCUGCGGGUGGCGCUGCUGGGGUGCAACGACACGGCGGCGUGGCGCGCGGAGAUCAUGCGGCAGAACUGGGACGACGAGGCCAAGUCCGGGUACACGCACUCGAAGCUGUCGUCGCAGUGCACGCACAGGUACAAGAUCUACGCGGAGGGGUUCGCGUGGUCGGUCAGCCUCAAGUACAUCCUCUCGUGCGGAUCCAUGGCGCUGCUGAUCGAGCCCCGGUACGAGGACUUCUUCAGCCGGGGGCUAGAGCCACGGGUGAACUACUGGCCGGUGACGGAGACGGGGAUGUGCGAGUCCAUCAGGGACGCCGUCGACUGGGGCAACGCUAACCCCGGCGAGGCCGAGCUCGUCGGCCGGCGAGGGCAGCGGCUCGUGCAGGAGCUCCGGAUGCACGCCGUCUACGACUACAUGCUGCACCUGCUCACCGAGUACGCAAGACUCAUGGACUUCCGCCCCGCGGCGCCGCCGCCGUCGUCGUCGUCGUCGCACGACGCGCCGCAGGAGGCGUGCGAGGCGUCGGUGCUCUGCCUCGCCGACGAUAAGCAGCGGAGGUUCCUCGAGGCGUCCAGGGCCGAGCCCGCCGUGAGCGACGAACCCUGCGUGCUGCCGCCACCGCCGCCUUGAUCGAGUGCUUGAGCUAGGUGGAAUUUAUUUAUUUAUUUAUUUAUUUAUUUAUUUAUUUAUUUAUUUAUAUAGACUCAAAAGGAAGACAGAGCAGAACGAAUUGGGAUUAGAAAAGUUGCAGGAUUAUUGAAUGAUGAUUGUAGGGACACAAGUUCGUGCAAAAGCAUGUCCAGAUUUGAGGCCAAUUGCAAUUCCAUUGAAUUUUUUGGUUUCCCAAGCCCUCUAAACUUACUAGUUGAAUUGUGUAUCUUGGCGUCUGGUCUCGCCACUACUUCACCUUAUAGCAAAAGGAUUUUGUCCCAGUUCGCUUGUCCUAUAAGUUAUACUGUUUUUGUCA
Messenger RNA from Sorghum bicolor (sorghum), 2168 nucleotides. Its product is annotated as protein O-glucosyltransferase 1. Lineage: Eukaryota; Viridiplantae; Streptophyta; Magnoliopsida; Poales; Poaceae. The transcript is spliced from 3 exons. The record is from RefSeq and is a predicted model, not a curated record. Bases 338 to 1831 code for a protein of 497 amino acids.